UCUUAGGAAAGGAGCAAUUUCUCUACAACACUUGUCUGAAGUUUUCUGCCCAAACAAGAGAGCUCUUCUCCACUGACAGUGGUGCAGCUCCCAAUGGAGGAGCAAACCGUUCCCAGCGAGGUGCCGGCAGCCCUAAAGCGCCUGGCCAAAUACAUAGUGCGUGGUUUCUAUGGCGUGGAGUGCUCCCUGGCCCUGGAUGCGCUGAUCCGCUACCCCUGUGUCAAAGAGGAUGACUUGUUACAGCUGCUCAAGUAUGAGCGUAAGCAACUGCGCACCGUGCUCAACACGCUCAAGGCGGACAAGCUGGUGAAGCUGCAGAUGCGAGUGGAAACAGGGCCUAACGGGAAGAGCAUGAGGCACAAUUACUAUUACAUCAAUUACAAGGUGCUGGUGGAUGUGGUAAAAUACAAACUGGAUCAGGUACGCCGGAAAAUAGAAGCGGAUGAGCGGGACUUAACCACCAGAUCCUCUUUUAAAUGUCCAUCCUGCUCUAGCACGUACACGGACCUUGAAGUCAAUCAGCUCUUUGAUGCAUUUACAGAAACUUUCCACUGCACUUACUGCAACACUGAAGUAGAGGAAGAUGGCUCAGCAUUUCCAAAGCACGAUGCUCGAACCUUGCUGGCCAAGUUCAACGAGCAGAUCGAGCCUGUCUUUGUGCUGCUGCGUGAGACUGAAGAUAUUGUGCUGCCCUAUGACUUGCUGGAGCCUCAGCCAACAGAAAUACCAGAAUUAUCAGAAAGCUUUGAUCCAAAGUUGGGCUCAAGUGUGCUGGAAUCCUGCAGCCGCCCUGAAAAAUGGGCACACAGAAGUUCUGCUUUUGGCCUUACAUACACCCAAAAGUUAACUAUUGAUGUCCAAGAUUCAAAGCACAAGAAGAAAAGAAGAGAAAAAGCAACUGAAAAGCAACCUAUCUGGUUGUCACAGAGCACUGUGGAAGGAACAGCAACACUCACGAACAAUAGAAGUGGAGUAAAUGCUUCUGAAGAAACUGAAGAAACUAUUAAAGAAACUGUCACUGAUAAUGAAAUCAUCAAGACUCUUCUGAUCCACGAAUCCAAGUCAUCUUCUAGCACAGAUCAGGCUCCUAUUGUCAAAUGCAAACUCCAUGGAUCACACAGCAGUAACAGUGAGUUUGAAGAGGAUGCAAAGCACUCAAGAGGUGCAGAAAUGAAAGCAGCAGGCAGCAACUUUGAACAAGAGGAGGAACAGGAAACUCUGGGUCCUAUUUUAAUGGUAGCUGGCCAGCCCUGUUCAUAUAGUGACAUUAGUGAAAACCCAGAGCUUGUGUCUCUCAUGACAAAGGAAGAGAGAGAUGUUUAUAUAAAAGUAGGACAAGAAAUGUUCCAGUCUGUCUUUGAGUAACUACUACUGUAGGAAUAGGCAACCUUGCAUAGAAUGGAUGAAGACUUCUGAUUUAUGUUCUUCAAAGUUUACUACUGAAGGGUUUUGUUUGAACUUGCUCUUAAGCAAGAUGGUAAUCCUGUAGUAGGUAACUACAGUUCAAAUAUUAUCACUGCAGCCACAGCAAGUGUUGUUUGUUGUUGUAAUGCUUAGACUUUGUGGAUGAUGUAAUUAGUUUUGGAGCAUGAAUCAUUUCAGGAUACGUUUGGAUCUGAUUAAAAUAACAUUUGAAAAGCAGUGAUGAAAUCUAUAGUAAGAAAUAAAUUAUUCCACCUUCCUCCCAGAAGUAACAGUUACUUCCAAUAGUGAAAAUAGUUCCAAAUCCAGUAUGACUUGGUUUCAUUCCAUACACAUGUUCCACUGGUUCAUUAGGUCACUCACUAUAAGACAGUAAGUAAAGGACAGGUGUCACAAGCAACCUCAUCCUAAGGGAAGAGUUGUUACUAAAUUGCAUUAGCAACAGAUGAGAAGCAGCUCUGGCCUCUGAAGUUUCAUCCUAAGAAUAAUUUUUCCAAUUUUUUGUACUCAGGGCACUACAGAACCAUCUUAAGUGGUGAACUAUGCAAGAGGCAUUGGACAGUAAAAUGUAACAUUUCAUUUUGGUCCAAUCAGUAAGGGAGUAAGCUACGUAUCAAGCACAAGACACUGCUUCUCCCAGCUCACUUCCAUAUUCCCCAGUGUUCUCUUUAAGCAAGAAAAAAAUUCUGCUUGAAAUAAACUACAUGAGUAAAAGGACUGGCAUUAGGCAUUAAGUGAGAAUUUAACUUCUUCAGCAGUUCUACUACUUGAGCAAGGGAUAAUGAAAGUAGACUAGAAGGGCACAAAACAAACCGCAGGAACGUUAGGAAACACUCCACUGUAUGAGUGACAAACACUUGCACAGGUUGCCCAGAGUGGUGGUAGUCUCCCACCAGGAAGAUACCCAAAAGCCACCUGAGCAAACAGCUCUGAGCGGCCCUGCUGGCACAAGAUGACCUCAAGAAGUCCCUGCUGACCAUUCCAUGGUUAAACAGUAGAGAGCAGGUAUGACCAAAGAAAUACAGGCAUUUUUCAUGUACACAUACUGUUGGUUUUGACAGGUAAUUUUCUUUUCAGUAGCUGGUGUGGGGCUGUUGUGAAUCUGUGCUGAAAAUAAAUGUGGGUAACACAGAGAUAUUUUCAUUACUGCUGAACAGCACUUGCAGAGUCCAGACUUUCCAGCUCAGCAGCCUGUGCCCCCAAGUGAGAAGGCUGGGGAUGCACAGUCAAGAGAGGACACUGUUAGUACAGCUGCCCCACAGUGACCAAAGCGCUACUCCACACCCUAGGGUAUCAUGCCCAGCAUACAGAGCUCAAAGAAGAUGGAACAGGGGAC
Messenger RNA from Hirundo rustica (Barn swallow), 2758 nucleotides. RefSeq names its product general transcription factor IIE subunit 1-like. Bases 94 to 1365 code for a protein of 423 amino acids. Lineage: Eukaryota; Metazoa; Chordata; Aves; Passeriformes; Hirundinidae. The transcript is spliced from 5 exons. The record is from RefSeq and is a predicted model, not a curated record. Gene Ontology annotation, biological process: transcription open complex formation at RNA polymerase II promoter; transcription initiation at RNA polymerase II promoter. Gene Ontology annotation, cellular component: transcription factor TFIIE complex.